Molecule: messenger RNA, 2049 nt
Organism: Lingula anatina
Lineage: Eukaryota; Metazoa; Brachiopoda; Lingulata; Lingulida; Lingulidae
Product: mucin-2-like
Source: RefSeq, a predicted model, not a curated record
AUGUUGAUCACUGGGAGUUACGAGGCGCUACUCACUCUUAGCCAAAGGUUUAGGAUUUUGGCAGUGAUCGCAAUUUGUGUGUUUGCACUUCUACCAAAGGGGGCCAAUGCUGUCAGUUGUCCAAUGCGACCUACCGAUAGAAAUAUCAAGAUAGAGACAAAAAUCAUCAACGGUAUUUGCUACGAAUACGUGUCUGGAAUGUACAGUUCUUCGAAGAAUUGGGAGGAUGCCUUGGCGGAUUGUAGGCUGUACAACGGCACCUUGGCGGAGGCAAUUAGUAGUGAAAUUUGGCAGGACAUCAAGGAUGGUUUUAACAGUAUUAUGAAAAGUACAACGUGGAUAGGUCUCCAUGAUCCACAGAAGAACAAGCGUUGGGAAUGGGUUGGAUCAGGUCCUUUCCUGACAACAACUAGUACGACUACUACCACUACACCCACUACAACUACUACGCCAACUACCACUACAACGCCUACCACAACUACUACACCCACUACAACUACUACACCCAGUACAACUACUACGCCAACUACCACUACAACGCCUACCACAACUACUACACCCACUACAACUACUACACCAUCUACAACUACUACACCCACUACUACUACAACACCAACCACAACUACUACACCCAUUACAACUACUACGCCAACUACAACAACUACACCAACUACAACCACAAAGCCUACAACUACUACACCAACUACAACUACUACGCCAACUACAACAACUACACCAACUACAACUACUACACCAACUACAACUACUACGCCAACUUCAACUACUACACCUACCACAACUACUACACCAACUACAACCAAAAAGCCUACAACUACUACACCAACUACAAAUACUACGCCAACUACAACUACUACAUCCACUACAACUACUACACCAACUACAACCACUACACCUACUACAACAACUACACCAACUACAACUACAACGCCUACCACAACUACUACACCAACUACAACUACUACACCAACUACAACAACUACACCCACUACAACUACAACGCCUACCACAACUACUACACCUACUACAACUACAGUGCCUACCACAACAACUACACCUACUACGACUACUACGCCAACUAAAACCACAAAGCCUACAACAACUACACCUACCACAACUACUACUUCCACUACAACUACUACACCAACUACAACCACUACACCUACUACAACAACUACACCCACUACAACUACAACGCCUACCACAACUACUACACCAACUACAUCUACAACGCCUACCACAACUACUACACCAACUACAACUACUACACCAACUACAACAACUACACCCACUACAACUACAGUACCUACCACAACUACUACAGUUACCACAACUACUACACCAACUAAAACCACAAAGCCUACAACUACUACACCUACCACAACUACUACUUCUACUACAACUACUUCACCCACCACAACUACUACAUCCACUACAACUACUACACCCACUACAACUACAACGCCUACCACAACUACUACACCAACUACAACUACUACAACCACAACGCCUACCACAACUACUACACCCACUACAACUACUACACUCACUACAACUACUACACCUACUACCACCACUACAACCACAACGCCUACCACAACUACUACACCCACUACAACUACUACACCCACUACAACUACUACACCAACUACAACAUUCACCACAACAACUACACCAACUAAAACUACUAAACCUACUACAACUACUACACCCACUACAACUACAACGCCUACCACAAAGACUACACCUACCACAACUACCACACCAACUACAACUACUACACCUACUACAACUACUACAGUUACCACAAAUACUACACCAACUACAACUACUACACCAACUACAACUACUACACCAACUACAACAUUCACCACAACAACUACACCAACUACCACUACAACUACUAAACCAACUACAACUACUACACCAACUACAACUACUACACCUACUUCACCCACCACAACUACUACACCUACUACAACUACUACACCCACCACAACUACUACACCUACUACAACUACUACACCAACA